This is a messenger RNA of Cuscuta epithymum, 3562 nucleotides long. Lineage: Eukaryota; Viridiplantae; Streptophyta; Magnoliopsida; Solanales; Convolvulaceae. The record is from the annotation of a GenBank genome assembly.
CUCACACUUUAUCCUAUAAAUAGGAGUCAUAGUCAUUGUAAUUAACGGACCAUUAGAACAUCUCUAAUACACCUCUAUCUUGACCUUGUGCGUAGUUUCUUCCAUUUUAUAACAAUUACAGCUUAAUUGCUUAAGAUUUUUGAAGUAAGAGUAUAAUAUUCAAUUCAAAGUUGGCGUGAGUGGCAUGCAUUUGGUCGUGGAAAAGUCCAGUGUGGGAGAUGAUGGAAAAAGGCGGCGCCAUCCUAGAAAUUGAUAAACCCGGCCAAUUGCCGGCCGGCGGGGCACUACGACUCGUUCACAUUCUGAUUUCUUCCAUAAAAAAUGAUGUCCAAGCUGCUACCAUCACCAAUCCUGCUUACACUUGCAGUUGUGCUCCUCACUUUGCCCUUUCAUGGAAACACCCUGCAGAAUGAGAGCAGUAGCAACCCCGAAAGAGCCAUUUUACUACACAUUAAACGGCAUUUCUCCAACCCCACCCACCUCUCUCACUGGACUUCAUCUGCGGCGGACCACUGUAACUGGCCGGAGGUCACCUGCGUCGAUGGCUCCGUCACCGGGAUCCGGCUUGUCGACCUCAAGCUCAACCGAACCGUCCCACCCUUCAUCUGCGACCUCAGAAGCCUCACACUUGUCGAUCUCAACCACAACUUCUUCUCCGGACCUUUCCCAACAUCCCUCUACAACUGUUCCAGUCUCGAGUUCCUGGACUUGUCCUUCAACUUCUUCAAUGGCUCCAUCCCCGCUGACAUUCACAGCCUCUCGCCCCAACUCAAGGUCUUCAACCUCUCCGCCAACUCCUUCGCCCAUGGCAUCCCGCCAGCCAUCGGAGCACUCAAACAGCUACAAGAGCUUCACCUGGCCAUGUCCUUCCUCAGCACCGCCUCUUUCCCGCCCGAAAUCGGUGACCUGCUCAAUCUACAAGUCCUGGAUUUGAACGAUAACCCCUUUUCGCCUCAGCCCAUCCCAUCAAGUUUCACGAAUUUGAAGGAGCUGAGGAACCUUUGGAUCAGGAAUUCGAACCUGGCGGGAGAAAUUCCAGAGAACUUGUUCAGCAACGCCACUACGCCAGCUUUGGAAUAUUUGGAUUUGUCUGGGAAUGGUUUGAGUGGUAACAUUCCUAGCGGCAUGUUUCUGAUGAAAAACCUUACCACACUUUAUCUGAUGGCUAACAGAUUGUCAGGUCAUAUUCCUCAGGCAGUUGAGGCUUUCAACUUGAAUUGGAUUGAUUUGUCCAAUAACUGUUUGGCAGGCGAAAUUCCCCAAGGUUUCGGGAAGCUCACAAAGUUGGAAGGGUUGGUUUUGUUCAUGAACCAAUUGACCGGCGAGAUUCCAGGAAGCAUAGGGAGAUUACCAGCGCUGGGGGAUGUCAGGCUGUUCAUGAACAACCUUUCAGGCGAAAUUCCACCAGAGUUUGGUAGAUUUUCGAAGCUUCAAAUAUUAGAUGUCUCCACAAACAAUCUUGUGGGUUCACUGCCGGAGGGGUUGUGCGAUAACAAGGUGUUGGAGAGCUUCAUUGCUUUCCAGAACAAUCUCACAGGUGAGAUUCCAAAAUCUCUUGGGGAUUGCAGCGAUUCUCUGAUCAGCUUCAGAGUGGAAAAGAACCGGCUUUCUGGUAGGAUCCCAGAUGGUCUGUGGACAGCUAGGAAUCUGAAGAAAUUGAUGGUCAGUGAUAAUUUGUUUAUUGGUGAGCUUCCAGCAGAAAAGGUUGGGCCAAACUUGUCUCUUGUGGAAAUGGGCAACAACCGAUUUUCGGGUGAAAUUCCGGCUGGAGUUUCUGGCUGGAGCAAUCUGGUCAGCUUCAAGGCUGGCUAUAACCUGUUUACUGGUGGAAUCCCAAACGAUCUGACAGUGCUGGAACAGUUAUCAGUUCUUUGGGUAGAUGGGAACCAGCUUUCUGGGAGUCUCCCAUCGGAAAUAAUCUCAUGGAAGUCACUCACCUCCUUCAAAUGCAACGGGAACCAUCUUUCUGGGGAAAUCCCGUCAGCACUCGGUCGCCUGCUAAACCUCAAUGAACUAGACCUCUCUGGAAACCAAUUCUCCGGAGAAAUCCCCCCAGAAAUAGGCCGUCAGUUGAGGCUAACUUCACUCAACUUAUCAUCAAAUCACCUCUCGGGGGCAAUCCCGGCAGAGCUUGAGAAUGCAGCUUUUGAUAAGAGCUUCUUGAACAACUCUGGUCUUUGUUCGACCAACCCCACUUCAUUCGGCCUCAGCAGGAAUUGUAGUAAGGGGAAAAGCCAAAAAACAGAUGUGGGAUUUGUGAGAGUUAUAGCGAUUCUGGUGAGCGUAGCAGCAGCCUUAGUCCUAGUGGCCAUUCUCUCCAUUGUGUUUGUUGCAGGAAGGAAGAGCAAUGAUAAGACAAGACAGGAGGGGCCCUCUCCAGACUGGAAAAUCACACCGUUCUACAAACUGAGCUUCACGGAGUCGAACAUUGUUUCCAACCUAACAGAAAGCAAUGUGAUGGGCAGAGGGGCAUCGGGGGUAGUUUACCAAGUAGCACUAGUUGGGCCUUUGCAUAGUAGAGGGUGCGAAAAAGUUGCGGUGAAGAGGAUCUGGAACUGUAAGAGUUUAAAGAGGGAGUUUGAAGCGGAAGUGAAGAUACUGGGAACCAUACGGCAUUACAACAUUGUGAAACUAUUGUGUGGGAUGUGCAGUUCAGAUUGUAAGCUCCUGGUGUACGAGUACAUGGAGAACAGGAGCUUGGAUCUAUGGAUCCACACGAAGAGGAGGAGGAGCAGCAAUUGGCCUCCUAUGGGGGCAUAUCAGGUGCUGCUGCAGUGGCCCACCAGGCUGCACAUUGCCAUCGGAACUGCCCAGGGCCUCUGCUAUAUGCAUCACAGCUGCUCCCCACCCAUUGUACACAGAGACGUGAAAUCCAGCAACGUGCUAUUGGACUCCGAGUUUAAUGCCAAGGUUGCGGAUUUCGGUCUGGCCAGACUGUUGCUCAAGCACGGGGAAGCCAACACCACGCUCUCAUCCGUAGCAGCUGGCUCUUUCGGCUACAUUGCUCCCGAGUAUGCUCACACAACAAAAGUGAACGAGAAGAUCGAUGUGUACAGCUUCGGUGUGAUCCUGUUGGAGCUUGUUACAGGACGGGAAGCGAAUGACGGGACUGAGGAGUUGGGCCUAGCGGAUUGGGCGUGGCAACACGUCCGAGGGGGCAAAGCCAUACAGGAUGUGCUAGAUGCUGCUAUCAAGAAGCCACAGUACAUUAAUGAAAUGGAGGAUGUGUUCAAACUUGGGGUCUUCUGCACCACCACCUUCCCUUCUGCAAGACCAACCAUGAAGCAGGUCCUCCAAAUCCUGCUCCGCACCCAUCCAUCACCAUCUCCUCUGGGUCAUGAGAAGAUGAUGAUCACUGGAAGCGAGCGUGACGCUUCACCGCUCCUCACCCAUUCAAGGCUAGUUUUGGAUGAUCAUGAAUUUGUGUCCAUAGUUUAAUGAGGCGUGACAUCAUCAUCUUUACAGAAUUAAUUCGUAAAACAUGGAUACAAAUAAUGAAAAGAGUACAAACAUUAAAUGCUCACGCCCAUUGUUUAACCGUCAAUUCAAAACUUGGAAAGCA